Molecule: messenger RNA, 132 nt
Organism: Encephalitozoon cuniculi GB-M1
Lineage: Eukaryota; Fungi; Microsporidia; Unikaryonidae
Exons: 1
Coding region: 1-132 (43 amino acids)
Source: RefSeq, marked provisional
AUGGGAAACAAAAGGCGCCAGAGCUUUGAGCAGGAGUUUAUUGACUCGUUUGUAAGUGACGAAGUCAUCAACUGGAGAUUCGAUCCAAUUCUUCUUGAUGACAUACUCAGGACCCGGCUAGACCAGGAGUGA